AUGUCAGAUACAGACGAGAGAUCUGUGAAUGUCGGCAAGAAGGAGAAGUCUAGGAAGCCGGGAAACACCGCUUUCAGACAACAGCGUUUAAAGGCAUGGCAGCCUAUCCUGACACCGAAGACGGUGCUUCCGAUCUUUUUUGCUAUUGGAAUUAUCUUUGCGCCGAUCGGAGGAUUGCUCUUAUAUGCCUCCCGUGUGGUAUCGGAGGUUAUGAUUGACUACACACACUGCAUCACGUCAGCUGAAAACGGAACUUUCGCGACGAUACCCAGCAAGUAUCUGUCAGCGUCGUUUGACAAGUCGAAGCUGCAAGCGCAGUGGUCAAUUUCCACCAACACCAGCGUCAACCCCUACCCGGGUAGCAACGGUACGGUGUGCAACAUCAGGUUCAACCUCCCCGAGAAAUUCGGUGCCCCGUGGUUCCUCUACUACCACCUCACCAACUUCUACCAGAACCACCGUCGCUACAUCCAAUCCGUCGACAUCGAACAACUGUCCGGUCACGCACGUACCGCUAGCGACGUCGACAGCACCGAUUCUUGCAGUCCCCUCGCCAAGGACGGAGACCUUCCCUACUAUCCAUGUGGUCUGAUCGCCAACUCUCAAUUCAACGACACGUUCUCCGACCUCACUGCCAUUAACCCUCCAAGCGGUGCGGCAGAGAUCGUCGUCUUGACUAAGAACAACAUCGCCUGGUCCUCCGACAAGGAUCUUUACAAAAACACCACAUACACCCCCGAAACCUGUCUGCCGCCGCCGAACUGGGUGGGGAGGUACGGAGCCACCUACAGUGCGUCUGAUUUGUAUUCGAUUCAUGACGAUGAGGAGUUGAUGGUGUGGAUGCGCACGGCGGGGUUGCCGGAUUUCUCCAAGUUAGCGAGGAGAAAUGAUUCGUACUCCCUUCCGGCUGGUACUUAUGAACUUUCCAUCGGACUUAACUUCCCGGUAACUGAGUACGACGGUACCAAAUCUAUUCUCCUCUCCACCCGCUCCGUUAUUGGCGGACGUAAUGAUUUCUUGGGUAUUGCGUACCUUGUUGUUGCGGGGUUGUGUAUCAUCCUUGGAGCGUUGUUUACGGCUAGACAUUUGAUCAAGCCGAGGAAGUUGGGAGAUCAUAGAUAUUUGUCGUGGUCGCAGUAG
Messenger RNA from Saitoella complicata NRRL Y-17804, 1140 nucleotides. RefSeq names its product Lem3/Cdc50. Gene Ontology annotation, cellular component: plasma membrane; Golgi apparatus; endoplasmic reticulum. The record is from RefSeq and is a predicted model, not a curated record. Bases 1 to 1140 code for a protein of 379 amino acids. The transcript is spliced from 3 exons. Lineage: Eukaryota; Fungi; Ascomycota; Saitoellomycetes; Saitoellales; Saitoellaceae.